GUGCGCACUCUACUGGUGGAGUCUGGGACAACGGGACAGGACGAUGGAGAGACAGCUCGAGGACAUGUCACUGCACCGAGCUCCAGGAGGUGUCCCCGUGUCGCUCUGUGCUCAUGAAGCGUGUCUCUGAUGGAAGUAGAUGCGGCUCCUCUGAUUGGCUGACGUCGCUGUCGUCACCCGGAAGUUGACGGUGUGUUGUCAGUAGAAACCGGAUGUUGGCCGAGCUGCUGUAAUUUAAAAGAGGCCAUGGGUAACACUGAGAGCGUGGUGGUCCAGAAGCGGAUGGCCCGCUUCCGCCCCGAAGAGCGGCCUGUGGUUGAGGGGGUGUUCAACCGGCUGCAGGGGGGGGCUGGGGGCCCGUCAGGAGCCCCUGAGAAAACGCCAGCAGGGAAGACUCUCACACUUGAGAUGCUGCAGUCCUCAAUGGGCAGCCUGGCACCAGACUCCAUGAUAAGGAGGGUCUACCAGUGCAUGUGUGGCAUCGACCCAGGACUGGCAUCGCCUGCAGCCUCUGGGAAGACGAGCACCUCCGCUGCGUCUGGAGUCGGCCGUGAGCAGAUGGUUAUGUUCCUGGCAGACACCCUGCGGGGAACAGCGGAGGAACGGGCUCCUCUGGUCAUGGCCAUGUCCCGUCGUGGAGCGGAGGCAGCAGUCACAUGUGAGCAGGUCGCAGAGUUCCUGCAGGACCUAAUCUCUGCUGUAGUUCAGAUUCUGGUCCACAGGGGGCGCCUGCAGGGCUGGAAGCCGGAGAGAAUGGGUGACGUCUCCCUGGGGGUCGGACUCCUGGCAGAGCAGAUGUGUUCUGAACUCAAACCUGCAGAUGAAGGAGGUUGUGAUGUUUCCUGUCUGGAGGACUGGAUCUUCAGGGUCUCCCAGGUCUCCUUGUACCUGGAGAUGCUGGUAGCUGAAGGACUGAACGUGUCUCUGAGUGGACGGCCGGCCCCCACCCUCCUCCCCCCCUGCAGGGAGACACCCUGGAAAGAUCUCAAGUGUCUCCUGGACCUUCCCACCAUCAUGUUUCUGGCCCCACAGUUGCCAGACAGCUACAGCGCCCCCUGGAGACUUGUGUUUUCCACACAGCUGCAUGGGGAGAGCUUCACCAGGAUGGUGAGCGGCCUGACGAAGCACGGGCCGACUCUGCUGCUGGUCAAAGACUCGAAGGGCCACGCCUUCGGGGGCUUCGCCUCCCACACGUGGGACGUCAAACCUCAGUUCCAGGGUGACUCCAGAUGCUUCCUGUUCACUGUGUUCCCCAGACUGAGAGUUUACACAGCAACAGGAUACAACCAACACUUCAUGUAUCUCAACCAGAAUCAGCAGACCAUGCCCAACGGACUGGGUAUGGGGGGUCAGCAUGGCUACUUCGGCCUGUGGCUGGAGCGUGAUUUUGGCCGUGGUCAUAGCCGUGGCCGACCCAAGUGCACCACGUACGGCAGCCCGCAGCUCUCUGGAGAGGAGGACUUCACCCUGGACUCAGUGGAAGUGUGGGCAGUCGGAAAACCCCCAGAACCAGAGGAGGACGAGGAGGUGGACGGGAAGAAGAAGAAGAGCAUCCUGGAUGUCAACCCAGAGGUCCAGGCCAUGAUGGAGAUGUCGGGGAAGACUCUGCACAGUCAGGGCCUCAGGGAGCCGGAGGAGGACGACGAGCACUGAGGGCCAACGGGCCCCUGGUUCACCUGCUGUUCACACAUGAUGGGAUUUGAUCAUUUUACAGAACUGGAUCACAUCACAUCUGACUUAAAGACGUGCUGCAAGAUGGUGCUGCCUCCAGAAGACACUCUCACAAUGUAAACCAGGCUAAGCUAAGCUAAGCUAAGCUAAGCUAGGCGAAUAAGUGAUCUGCAAAGUCCGAUCUGACGACUGAAAGGCCUGAGUGUGCAGGCGCCAGACCGAUCAUCAGUGUGGACGUGUUCGAUUCCACCUGCACUGUCUGAUAGAAGAAAACUCUUUUUGAAUGAGUAUAAUAUCCGUCAGAAAAGUGGGAGGGGCCUCAGUCGACCAGAAAGCACAGAAUCCAGAUCAUCACCUGAAGAUUAAAGUGUGUGUGUGUGUGUGUGUGUGUGUGCGCGUUGAUAGCUAUAGAAUAAUAUAAACAAUUAAAAUAAAAAUAUAUAUAAAGAAUACAGAGAUAUGUAUUUACUGUAUCCUACAUGUGUCACUACUGAUAGAAUAUUAUGGGUAGAGAAAGUACAUGAACAAAGUGAUUAUAGUAUUAUUAUAAUUGCACAGAUUCAACAUAUUUCUGAUGUAUACUGUAGUUGUGCAUAUGUAUAAGUAAAUAAAAUAUAUAUAUACAUACAUAUGUAUAUGUACACACACAGACAUACAUAUAUAGUGGAAGUAAUGGUGAGUAGUUGUGGUGUUGUGAUAUGAAACUAAUAGGCUAAUAUGUGUGUGUGUGUGUGUGUCAACUUGUGUAGUUGUUUUAAUUAAAGUCUGGAGCUUCUUCCACUUCAUCCGUGAA
Molecule: messenger RNA, 2464 nt
Organism: Hippoglossus stenolepis (Pacific halibut)
Lineage: Eukaryota; Metazoa; Chordata; Actinopteri; Pleuronectiformes; Pleuronectidae
Gene: meak7
Product: MTOR associated protein, eak-7 homolog
Exons: 10
Coding region: 247-1653 (468 amino acids)
Biological process (GO): TOR signaling
Source: RefSeq, a predicted model, not a curated record